GCUAAAAUUAAUUAUCAUAAAAAAAAGUGUUUGGAAAAUGUAUUUUUACUGCUUAGAUAUAAUAACCAGUAAUCACAGUAAUGGAGUCUGAAAGCGAAGUGAUCGUUUGUAAUAUAUGCGGCAUUUCAGGGCCACUGGCUCAAAUCAAACGUCCCUUUAAAAGCAUUUUGGAUCCUUUAUUUACAGACCUGUUAACUGGACUAUAAAUUGAAUUAAAAAAACCUGUCAAUUUCAACAUUUAUCCAGCAUAUUACAGUUGUCAAAGUUAAUCGGUAUCAUUAAUUAUGUCAGUAUUACUUUUUCUAUAUUUGCGAAAUUUAAUGUUCAUAUUUAAAGAUCUAACUAAGGAAUGAAGAUUUUGAUCGUUCUUUUUAGAUAUUACAAUUACUUUCCUCGUUUGAGAACAAUAUGGAAUGCACUACCAUCAAAUUUCAUUUAUCAGUACAAACAAAAGUUCAUAGUUGGUGGAAAUUGGAAAAUGAAUGGAUCCAAAAAAACUGUCCGUAGACUAUUUAAAAUAUUAGAAAAAGGACCAAUAAAUAAUAACACACACGUUUUCGUUAGCGUUCCUACCAUUUAUUUAGCAUACAGUAAAUCAUUUUGUCCGAAAAAUGUCCAAUUAGCUGCUCAGAAUUGCUAUAAAGCAAAAAAAGGAGCUUUUACAGGUGAAACAUCGCCAGCUAUGCUCAAGGAGAUUGGUGUAGAAUGGGUUAUUUUGGGACAUUCCGACAGGCGACAAAUAUUCAAAGAAUCCAAUGAGCUUGUUGCAGAAAAAGUAUUUUUUGCCAAAAAAUUUAAUUUAAAAGUGGUGGCCUGUGUUGGAGAAAACCAAUCUGAACAAGCAGCUAAAAAAACAUAUGAUGUAAUUUUUAAGCAAACCAAAGCUAUAUCUGAAAAAUUAUGUGGCGAUUGGACCAACGUAGUAUUAGCAUAUGAACCAGUUUGGGCCAUACGGACAGGUAAAACUGUGACCCCAGAGCAAGUUGAAGAAAUCCAUUGCGCCCUUAAAGAAUGGAUAUGUUUAAACGUUUGUCCAGAAGUUGGGGAUUGUGUAAAAAUACUAUAUGGUGGAUUGGUAACCGGUAAAAAUUGCAAGAAAUUAGCAAGACAACCGAACGUUGAUGGGUUUUUAGUGGGUGAAGCGUCACUUAAAAAGGAGUUUAUUAAAAUUAUAAAUGCUAAGCCACAGUUCUAAAUAUAUUUUGCUAUUUUUGUAUUAAAACUAUACUGAAAAGUAACAAUUCUAGAUUAUAAAAUAAAAAACCAGCUCAAAGCUUUUA
Messenger RNA from Psylliodes chrysocephalus, 1280 nucleotides. The record is from the annotation of a GenBank genome assembly. Lineage: Eukaryota; Metazoa; Arthropoda; Insecta; Coleoptera; Chrysomelidae.